AUGUCCAACCGGGGCUUUAGAGGACGAGGAAGAGGAAGAGGGAGUUUCAACACUCGUUAUCAAGGAAAACGUUCUUUUCGUCCUUCAGCAGUAGCGUACGGUAUAGAUAACAGAUCUAAACCUAAUCGGGAAGAUGAUGGAACGGCAGCUCAAGAAAGGUUCGAAGAGGUCAAAGUCGCGGAUGAGAUUGAUGAAAAGUUGGGGUUUUGGAGGUUUGAAAGUAAUCUCGCUGCUGGAGAGAAGAAAAUUGGGUGGUUGGUCAAUAUGCAUCAGGCAAGGACAUUGAUACAGACCAACUCUCAUGCCACUGGACUAGCAGCCGUCGAUUUUUACUUUAUACAAGAUGACGGAGGCAUGUUCAAAGCUACUGUUCCAUACGAACCUUACUUUUACAUUACCUGUCGGGCUGGAACAGAAAGGACCGUAGAAGAAUGGCUUGUGAAACGCUUCGAAAGUUUACUAGUCCGAGUUGAACGAGAGAAAAAAUGGGAUUUAUCUUUACCUAAUCAUCUCCUCUCUGCUGCUCCUAUAUUCUUAAAACUCUUCUUUCACAACACGGCGGAUCUUCAAGCUGUGAGAAGAGAAUUGUUACCUCUUGCUCAAGCCAACUCUGCGAAAUUCACAGCUGUUGAUGCUUAUGCCGAUGUUGUCGGAGCCGAGGCACAAGGAGGGAAUGGGGAUGACGAUGAACAUGAGAAAGCUUGGGGUGCAGAGGAUGAGAAUAAGAAGAAGAGGGAUAGAGAAGCUGUUGAUUGUAUUAUUGAUAUACGGGAACAUGAUAUUGCUUAUUAUCUUCGUGUAGCCAUAGAUCUCGACGUCCGAGUGGGAUUAUGGUAUUCCGUCACUUCUGUCACUGGAACUAUCAAAUUAGAACGAAUAACUUCCAUAGUCAAACGUGCCGAACCAGUGGUCAUGGCAUACGAUAUUGAAACUACCAAACAACCUCUUAAAUUCCCCGAUCAACAAACAGAUCAAAUCAUGAUGAUAUCAUAUAUGAUAGAUGGUCAAGGAUACCUCAUCACCAAUCGUGAAAUCGUCUCGGAAGAUAUCGAUGAUUUCGAGUAUACUCCAAGGGAUGAAUAUCAUGGUGAUUUUACCGUUUUUAACGAAGCCGACGAAGCUGCUGUUAUACGUCGAUGGUUUGAACAUAUCCGAGAGACAAGACCAACCGUCAUGGCUACUUAUAAUGGUGAUAGUUUCGAUUUCCCAUUCGUGGAUGCAAGAGCCAAGAUACAUGGGAUAAGCAUGUAUGACGGGAUCGGUUUUCGUCCGGAUCAAGAGAUGGAAUAUAAAAGUAGAUCUUGCAUGCACAUGGAUUGUUUUAGAUGGGUGAAAAGAGAUUCGUAUCUUCCUCAAGGUAGUCAAGGUUUGAAAGCUGUAACCACGGCAAAAUUAGGUUAUCAUCCUAUCGAAUUAGAUCCCGAACUUAUGACUCCUUAUGCUAUUGAACAACCUCAAAUCUUGGCGCAAUAUUCAGUAUCCGAUGCUGUGGCGACUUAUUAUCUUUACAUGAAAUACGUCCAUCCGUUCAUUUUCUCCCUCUGUAACAUUAUUCCUCUGAAUCCUGACGAAGUGCUCCGAAAGGGAUCAGGAACAUUAUGUGAGACACUUCUCAUGGUGGAAGCCUAUCAAGCACAUAUCAUUAUGCCUAAUCGACAUGAAGAUCCUCAUGGAGCGACUUACGAAGGACAUUUACUCGCUUCUGAAACUUAUGUUGGAGGUCAUGUCGAAGCUCUAGAAGCUGGAGUUUUCAGGAGUGAUAUACCCACACAUUUCAAAAUUGAACCUAGUGCAGUUCAACAACUCAUCGAUGAUCUCGACGCCGCCCUUCAUUUCUCAUUGGUGGAAGAAGGUAAAUUGACUUUGGAUGAUGUGGAGAAUUACGACGAAGUCAAAAAAGAAAUUCAAGCCGCAUUGGAGCUCAUGCGAGACGAACCUAAUCGAUUCGACAAACCUCUGAUUUAUCAUCUCGACGUCGCCGCUAUGUAUCCCAAUAUCAUGUUGUCAAAUAGACUUCAACCUGAUUCCGUCAAGGAUGAAGCGGAAUGUGCGGUGUGUGAUUACAAUCGACCUGACAAGAAAUGUGAUCGAAGAAUGGAAUGGGCUUGGAGAGGAGAAUAUUUCCCUGCGAAACGUGAUGAAGUCAAUAUGGUUCGAUAUGCUUUAGAACAAGAGAGUUUCCCACCUAGAAAUGAUUUCGGUCCUAGAAGACGAUUUGUGGAUUUGGGUGAAGCGGAACAAUCGGCUUUGAUGCAUAAACGAUUAGGCGAUUAUUCUCGAAAAGUUUACAAGAAAACACACGAUACAAAAGUAGUCACUAAAACGGCUAUCAUAUGUCAAAGAGAAAAUUCUUUUUAUAUCGACACCGUUCGAGCUUUUCGAGAUAGACGAUAUGAAUAUAAAGGUCUUCAUAAAACUUGGAAAAAGAAUCUUGAUAAAGCCAAUGAAGAUGGAGGUGGAUUAUCAGCUGUGGAUGAAGCUAAAAAGAUGAUUGUUUUAUACGACUCUCUUCAACUCGCUCAUAAAUGUAUCCUCAACUCUUUUUACGGUUACGUCAUGCGUAAAGGUGCAAGAUGGUAUAGUAUGGAGAUGGCAGGUAUAACAUGUCUCACAGGAGCUACGAUUAUUCAAAUGGCUCGACAAUUAGUUGAACAAAUUGGUCGACCAUUGGAAUUGGAUACGGAUGGAAUUUGGUGUAUGCUUCCUGGUGUUUUCCCCGAAAACUUUAGUUUCAAAUUGAAAAACGGCAAGAAAUUCGGGAUUUCUUAUCCUUGUACAAUGCUCAAUCAUCUCGUUCAUGCUCAAUUCACCAAUGAUCAAUAUCACGAAUUGACAAAUCCAGGUCAAUACACUGUCAAAAGUGAAAAUUCAAUCUUCUUCGAAUUGGAUGGACCGUACAAAGCUAUGAUUUUACCUUCUUCAAAAGAAGAAGAUAAAUUACUCAAGAAACGUUAUGCAGUUUUCAACCCUGAUGGUUCUUUAGCAGAACUUAAAGGUUUCGAAGUCAAACGAAGAGGUGAACUUCAACUUAUCAAGAUUUUUCAAUCGCAGAUAUUCGAUAAGUUUUUACUCGGAUCUACGACUGAAGAAUGUUAUACCGCCGUGGCUUCAGUCGCUAAUCAAUGGCUGGACAUUUUACAGAGCAAAGCGGCUAGUUUACACGAUGAAGAAUUGGUUGAUCUCAUUGCGGAGAAUAGAAGUAUGUCAAAGACUUUGGCAGAAUAUGGUAGUCAAAAAUCGACUUCUAUAAGUACAGCUCGAAGACUAGCAGAAUUUCUUGGUGAACAAAUGGUCAAAGAUAAAGGUUUAUCUUGUCGUUUCAUCAUUUCCGCCAAACCGAAUGGUGCUCCUGUAACUGAAAGAGCUAUUCCAGUAGCUAUAUUCACAGCCGACCCACAGAUAAAACGACAUUUCUUACGAAAAUGGCUUAAAGAUAAUAGUCUUGUCGAUUUUGAUUUACGAACUAUUCUCGAUUGGAAUUAUUAUACAGAACGUCUGGGAUCUGUCAUUCAAAAACUCAUCACCAUCCCAGCUGCACUUCAAAAAAUCCCAAACCCCGUUCCUAGGAUUCGUCAUCCCGAUUGGUUAUUCAAGAGAGUUGCAGCGAAAGAAGAUAAAUUUCAACAACAUAAACUCACCGACAUGUUUGCCAAGAUGAGAUCGGUCGAUAUGGAAGAUUUCGGUGGGAAAAAGAUCACGACACAGAAAACGGCAGUGGUUAAAAAACGAGUAAAAGCUCCUGAAAUUGCACCUGAUCCUCAAAUGGAUUAUUCAGGUUAUAUAAGGGUGAUGAGGAAACAAUGGAAGAAACAACGUUUGGAAAGAGCUAGAGCUAGGAAACAAAGUUCUAGACAAGAUGGAACUGUUUCUGGAAUGUUAAGAACACAAUCACUGAAUCUCACUUCCAGACAAUGGGAUGUGGUUCAAAUGGCUUCUACUGGUAAACCUGGAGAAUUCAAAUUAUGGUUAGCUAUCGAUGGUACUUUUCAAAGUUGUCGACUUCGUAUACCAAGAGAAUUUUAUCUUAAUUUGAAAACAUUACCUGAAGAAGGAACCUUUUCAGAUCGUUACGAAACUAUUUCUGUAGCUCGUACUCUUCCCCGUGGUCAAAUACCUCGACAUUUAUUCAGAUUAUCAGUAGAUGAAGGUCUUUUCUUAGAGGGUGAAUCACAUUUCUCAAGUUUGAUCAAUAAUCCUAAUGUUGACGGAGCCUUUGAACUUCAAGUACCUCUUUUAGUCCGUGCUCUUCUUAACCUCGGUACAGCUUGUGCACUUCGAUCUACAUCAACUGGAGGUCUGAGUAGAGGAUUAGAUAAAGGUUUCGAUUUGAAUGAUUUGGAACGUCCGUCUACAAGUGUGAUCCGACAUAAAUAUCUAGAUGGUGGACGUGGAAUACGUUAUCAUAUGCUCUUUCAUGCUACUAUAGCUUCUCGACAUUUGAUAGCUCUCUUCUCACCUGACUCUUCAACAAAAGUUUACGUUGUGGAUAAUGCUCGGAAUCGACAACAAUUACCAAGUCCUGUUCGAUGGUAUUCCGAAAGAUUGUCAAAAGCAGAAAGAGGAGUAUUCGUUUAUCCUGAAGAAAUGGAAUUCUCAACUUCGUAUCAUCCUACGGAGAAUUCAGCCAUGAAACAACUUGUAAAAGAUCUUCAAAAUAUCAAACAUGGUCUCAACGUUAUAGCUCUUUGCUCAUCAUUCGAACAUUCUUACUAUCAAGUGAAACAUUCAAUUUUCUCAGAAUUCCCUUUCAUCACUUUCAAUGUUGCAAAAGAAGAAGAACCGAGUUUGAUGUGGUUGGUACAAACAUCUAGGAGGAUGGUGAAUCAAUAUCUCAAAUUAUCUUCUUGGAUUUCUUCCCAGAUUCAGGUAGCUGCUCAUUAUGAUGUUCCAUUAGGAAAUCUUGGUUCAGAUCCAGCAGUUUUCUUAGCUGAUAUCGAAUUCGCUCGUCGACUUAAACAACAAGAUAUGAUAUUAUGGUGGUCACCCACAUCUCGGCCAGAUUUAGGUGGAUCUGAAGAAGAUGCCAAUUCUCCCGAAGAAUUGAUUUCACCUCAUAUGUCAUAUAAAGGUUGUUAUUCCUCUGUCGUACUCGAGAUGGAAAUUGCCGAUUUAGCUAUCAAUUCUAUCCUUCAAUCAGCUCUAGUCAACGAGAUGGAAGGUACCGGUACAGGUUCUUUAGCUUUCGAUUCUGCUUCUCACAACUUGGACGAAUACGCAAAAGGUACAGCCAACGCUUCUGUCAUGUUAGGUGAUGCUACACUUUCAACUCAAACGUUUGGAAUACUCAAAUCAUUAGUACGAGGUUGGUUUUUGGAUAAAGCAAGAGCACAUGUUAAAGGUUCAAAUCAUUCACCUUCCGAUUUAGUUGUGGAUCAAUUUUGGCGUUGGAUAUCAUCUCCGACUUCUUGUAUGUUCGAACCUGCUCUUCAUCGAUUUCUACAUGGUCUCAUGAGAAAAGUUUUCCUUCAAUUAUUAGCCGAAUUUAAACGUUUAGGAACUCAAGUCGUUUAUUCAGAUUUCAAUCGAAUUUUCCUUCUCACUUCCAAACCUGAUGCAGGAUCAGCAUACGCAUUCGCUAAAUAUUUAAUCACCGCUGCCAAUUCACAAGAAUUAUUUAGACAUUUAGUCAUCGACGUGACGCAAUUUUGGAAUUAUUUAACUUGGAUGGAUAUCGCGAAUUUCGGAGGAGUAAAAUUAUCACCUGGACAAGCUUCGAAUCGAGAUUUAACAAAUGGUCGAUUUGAAAUUUCAAUGGAUUGGAAUAUACAAUCUUUUUUACCUGGUUCACUUCAACCUAUGUUUGAAAAAAACAUCGCUUCAUUCAUCUUCGCUUUAUAUUCAGCUAAAAGAACAUCUUCAAAUGGGAAAGAACCUUUAUCGAUACAUGAUUUAAAUUUAGAUUCUGAAUUUUCAACAGGAAUAAAUCCAACAAAAGAAAAAGAACUUAAAAAUGCUAAGAAAUCAAUUUCUCAAACUUUGACAAGAAGGUUAUUAGCAGAUGUGACGAUUAUAAAACGUCGUCAAACUUUAGCUGCGGUUGAUGAAUUAGAAGCUCAAUCAUUAUCUUUCCCAAAUUUACCUGGUUCGAGAGGAGAAAGGAAAAACCCAGCUUUGGAAUUUACAAAAGCCAUUUGUGAAGUUUAUUCUUUAGCUAAAGAACAUAUGGUAGAAAUACAAAUUCUCAGAAGGAACGUUUUGGAUUUAUUAGGUGUAAGAGAAUUCUCACAAGAAGCUGUAUUCAAAAACCCUUGUGAAAGUGUAAUCGUUUCAAUGGUCAUUUGUAAGAAAUGUAGUUUUAUAAGAGAUGUGGAUUUAUGUAGAGAUCCAGAUAGAUUACCGACUGUUGAUCCUGAUACUAUGGAAGUUUUAUCACCAGCUAGGAAAAGUUGGGUUUGUCAUAAAUGUGACGCGGAAUACGAUUCAUGGCAAAUUCAACGUCCACUCAUAUCCUUAAUAUCAAGAAUGAUAACAACUUGGCAAACACAAGAUGUCAAUUGUUCAAAAUGUGGUCAAAGUAAAGAUGAUAAUAUCUCACCUACUUGUCAUUGUGGUGGAUCUUUCAGAUCAUCUUUGAAUAAAGGAGAGAUGAAGAUGAAAUUGAAAGUUAUCAAAAGUGUGUGCGAAUAUCACGAACUGGCCAUGACGGGCGAAUAUGUUGAUCAAAUCUUAGACAGAUGGUGA
This is a messenger RNA of Tremella mesenterica DSM 1558, 6681 nucleotides long. RefSeq lists its product as uncharacterized. The coding region runs from base 1 to 6681 and encodes 2226 amino acids. Lineage: Eukaryota; Fungi; Basidiomycota; Tremellomycetes; Tremellales; Tremellaceae. Gene Ontology annotation, molecular function: zinc ion binding; DNA-directed DNA polymerase activity; DNA binding. The record is from RefSeq and is a predicted model, not a curated record. The transcript is spliced from 10 exons. Gene Ontology annotation, biological process: mitotic cell cycle; leading strand elongation; DNA replication proofreading. Gene Ontology annotation, cellular component: epsilon DNA polymerase complex; nucleus.